UGUAAACAACACAUCCCAUUGUUGAAAAUGGAGAACCAAGAAAUAAAAGAAAAAACAUGUUAUCAUAUUAUACCCCAAAAUCAAAAUUAACCAGCCAAAUUAACAUUUCAUCCACAUUACCUGCUCAUUAAAGAGACAAUUAAUAGAUAAAAACAAUCUAGAAAUCAAGUUGAAAAAAUAUUCAAGGACAAAAAACUCAGGUAGUAAGUGACAAUAAAAAGAACAAUGAAUACAACUCUAGAACUCCAAAACAUCUCCACCUCCUCAAACCCAUCAGUCAUCACCUUCCCUGUAAAAUAACAGCUUGUUAUUAAAAAAAUGUCACCAUUCUAUUUGCACAAAACAAAGAGAGAGAAAGUUGAAAAUCUGAUACCAAUUAAUUGAUCUCCUCAAUACAACACUUCAAGUUAGCUAUAUACAUCAUGUCCAAAAUCCAAAUAACCCAAAGCAUCCUUUUAAGAAACUCACAAAUCUAUAAAACAAUCACAGUUCCAAAUCAACCAAGACCAUCACGGUGCCUAUUGUUGACUACUCAACUAAGUUUCUAGUCCAAAAUUUUUUAGGUUGAUUACAUAUGACUUUAAUGCAUCAAAGUCCUAAUCUAUUUUUAGAAAUGCUUUGAGGUCAUUUGGACAUAAAUAGGCAAAAUAAUGAUGUAGGGAGAACAACCUCCUUAAAUGCAAUCAAUUAAUUCCUUUCCACACCAAUAUCUGUAUUUCAUGUUUAGUAAUCUAAUAGAAAAUGGUCCCACAAGCUGAAUCAAGCCAACAUUCACAA
Rubroshorea leprosula is the source of this 777-nucleotide messenger RNA. The record is from the annotation of a GenBank genome assembly. NCBI's taxonomy places the organism in Eukaryota, Viridiplantae, Streptophyta, Magnoliopsida, Malvales, Dipterocarpaceae.